Vicia faba (fava bean) is the source of this 597-nucleotide messenger RNA. Lineage: Eukaryota; Viridiplantae; Streptophyta; Magnoliopsida; Fabales; Fabaceae. The record is from the annotation of a GenBank genome assembly.
AUGAUAUUGAGUGUGCUCAGUGCUUAUACAACUAGAAUUUAUGCUUUGUGUGAAGUGGAAGAUGCAAUCUUGUUUAUGGAUGAAAGGGGUCUUAAGAUUGAUGAAUUCACCCAAUCUGCAUUGACUAAGAUCCGUUAUUCAGUCGUCAUUUAUGCAUAUGCUGAGAAAAGAUACACAUUAGAAACAGACAAAGUCUUUAUGUGCUGCAAAGAGAGGAAGAAUCUUAGUGUCAUAGUGUUUAAUGUGAUGAUUAAAGCUUAUGGGAUAGGGAAAUGCUAUGAUAAAGCAUGCCAACUAUUUGAUCGUAUGGUGAAAUUUGGCUGUGCUGCAAAGGGAUGCAGCUACAUUUAUCUCAUACAUAUUUUGUCCUGUGCUGACAAGCCAUACAUUGCAAUACCUUAUCUAAAUAAAAUGCAGGAGGCCGGAUUGGUGAGUGAUUGUGCCCCUUAUUGUGCUGUGAUAUCAAGCUUUGCAAAGUUAGGCCAAUUAGAUACUGCGGAAGCAUUAUACGGUGAGAUGAUUAAGUAUGCUGUCUAUACACCUUCAAUCAUCACACUUCUUAAUCUUAUGAUUAUUCAGUUUAAGUUUAAGCAAUGA